UACUUUUGGGGAGAGAGAACAAUUCCUUGGUCACUGUACCGCCAGACAACCUCAGCUUUGUGGUGGCUGCUUCAAGUUGACACGCAUUUCCAUUCCGAUAGCACAGUCGGUGUUACAGCAAAUCCUGAGCAACAAGAUAUACUGAGCGAGCAACAGCCUGAGGAAGAUGAAUCCAAAGGUGUUCAUUAACUAUAUGCUUACUAUGAUGACUUUUGUGCGAGUCACAUCCUCAGGUAUCUGCUUGGAAGAUGAGAUAGGGCUUCAUGCUUGGAACCCUGGUCAUAGUGAAACCCAUCGAGUUCAUAUUGGGCACGGAAGGCAAUUUCUGCUUACUUCUUCAGCUACAGUGGAGUCAAUAGAAAUAUCCGAUGGAGGAAAACUUGUGAUUGCUGACAAAACACAACCAAUCAUUUUAAGGACUAGAAAUAUCCUGAUUGAAAAUGGAGGCGAAUUACAUAUUGGAAGUGAAGCUUGCCCAUUCCAGGGUAACUUGACCAUCAUCUUAUAUGGAAGGUCUGAUGAUGGGUACCAACCUCACAGCUACUUUGGGCAUAAGUUUAUAGGAGUUGGUAGGGGUGGUUCUCUUGAAAUUCAUGGUCAGGAGAAGCUAUCAUGGACAUUUCUCAACAAGACACUCCAUCCUGGUGGAAUGACGGAAGGUGGCUAUUAUUUCGAAAAGAAUUGGAAUCAUCGCGGCAUCAUUGCCCACAUUAUUGACCCUCAGAGUGGAGACGUAGUGCAUUCGGACAGGUUUGAUACCUACAAAAGUAAAGAAGAAAGUGAGCGCUUGUCUCAUUAUGUAACUGAGGUAGAAGAUGGGAUGAUCCUGACCCUGGCAGUGAAUGAUGAAGGGACCAGAAAUCUUAGAGCAACUGCCAGGAAGGCUCUAACUGAGCUGGGAAGCAAGCAUGCUAUGCAUCUUGGUUACAGGCAUCCUUGGAGUUUUAUUGUGGUUAAAGGAGACCCAAGUUCUGCUGUAGAAGACCAUGUCAUCUAUCAAGAUGGAAGAAAUGCUGUAGCCAAGGUAUUCAAAGUUUUCCAAGCUGACAUUGGGGAACCUUUUACUGUUUCUUCAACAAGUGAAUGGUUCCAAGAUGCAGCUUGGACAGAGUGGUUUAGCAGAGAUGAUGAGAGAGGAUCUGGUGACUGGGAAAAACUGUCAGAUCUUAGAGCAUCUAAUCCUGGCAAAAUCUGUUGGAAUCCCAUAGAAAUAGAGGCAGCAACCCAUGAAGGAGUGUUAGCUAAUUCAACAGGUGAAAUAUUCUACAAAUAUGACAGGCAUUAUGGAUUUGUGUGUCGGAAUCAGGACCAGUCAAAUGGAAUUUGUCACAACUACAAAGUCCGUUUCCUCUGCAUUAAGGAUGAGAGACCUAAAGUUACAAUCGCUAUUGACACCAAUGUGAACAGCACCAUUCUGGAACUGGCAGAUGAUGUCAGAACGUGGCGGGCUGGAGACACUAUUGUUGUUGCCAGUACCGAUUAUUCUAUGUACCAGGCUGAAGAAUUCCAGUUACUGCCAUGCCGAGCAUGCUUAGAAAACCAGAUCAGAGUAGCAGGAAAAGCUAAAUAUCUCCAUGUAGGUGAAGAUGUGGAUGGAGUCGACAUGCGGGCUGAAGUGGCAGUGCUGACUAGGAACAUUCUUAUUAUGGGAGAAAUGGAGGACCACUGUUACAGCAACAAUGAGUGUGAAUUUUUUGACUUUGACACCUUUGGUGGACAUGUCAAGGUUGGGAUUGGAUUCAAGGCUGUUCACAUUGAAGAUGUAGAGCUGAAACAUAUGGGUCAGCAGACGAUGGGCCACUAUCCAAUUCACUUUCAUAUGGCUGGGGAUGUGGAUGAGAAAGGGGGUUACAGUAAUCCCCCAACAUAUGUAAAGCAGGUCUCAGUUCACCAUUCGUUUUCACGUUGCCUGACAAUUCAUGGAUCUAAUGGCUUGCUGGUUAAAGAUGUGGUUGGCUAUGAUACGCUUGGACACUGUUUUUUUACUGAAGAUGGACCUGAAGAACGCAACACCUUUGACCAUUGUUUGGGUUUGCUUAUUAAGGCUGGCACCCUGUUGCCUUCUGACCGUGACAGUAAAAUGUGCAAACUGAUUACAGAAGGAGCGUACCCUGGUUAUAUCCCCCGACCUAGGCAAGACUGUAGUGCUGUGUCUACCUUUUGGAUGGCCAAUCCUAAUAACAAUAUUAUCAACUCUGUAGCUGCUGGGUCUGAAGAGGCGGGCUUUUGGUUUGUUUUUCACCAUGUGCCAACAGGGCCUUCUGAAGGAAUGUAUUCGCCUGGUUAUUCAGAACACACGCCACUGGGUAGAUUCUACAACAAUCGAGCACAUUCCAAUUACCGGGCUGGCAUGAUCAUUGACAAUGGAGUGAAAACUACACUGGCCAGUGCAAAGGACAAGAGACCAUUCCUGUCAGUUAUUGGUGCAAGGUAUGGUCCUCAUAAAGAUGCUGAUCCAUACAAACCACGGGAACCUGCUCUCAUUCAACACUUUAUUGCCUACAAGAACCAAGAACAUGGUGCCUGGCUGCGCGGUGGAGAUGUGUGGCUGGACAAUUGUCAGUUUUCUGACAAUGGAAUUGGACUAACAUUAGCAAGUGGCGGAACAUUUCCAGAUGAUGAUGGCUCAAAACAAGAAGUAAAAAAUUCUCUGUUUGUUGGGGAAAGUGAGAACAGAGGAACAGAAUCUAUAGACAAUGAAGUUUGGGGGCCUGGAGGUACAGAUCACAGUGGAAGAACUCUCCCUCGGGGCAUAAAUUUUCCAAUUCGAGGAGUGCAGAUCUAUGAUGGUCCAAUUAAUGUCAAGAAUUGCACAUUCCGUAAAUACGUUGCACUUGAUGGCCGACACACUAGUGCUAUUGGUUUCCGUCUUAACAAUUCCUGGCAAAGCUGUCCCAAGAACAACAUGACUGAAAUAACCUUUGACAACGUACCAAUUACAUCUCGUGUUUUCUUUGGUGAGCCUGGACCUUGGUUUAAUUAUAUGGCUAUGGAUGGAGAUAAAACAACAGUCUUUCAUGAUCUUGAUGGUUCUGUUAGUGAAUAUCCUGGAGCAUUUAUCGUAAAAGAUGACAAUUGGUUGCUUCGUAAUCCAGGUUGCAUUGACGUUCCUGAUUGGAGGGCAGCAAUUUGCAAUGCUCACUAUGCACAGCUGUACAUCCAAGCUCGAAACCCUGCUGAUCUGGUGAUGAAAAUAAUAAAAAAUGAAUAUCCCAAUCAUCCCCAGUAUUUGGAAGGAGCUUUGGGUAAGAAGAACCAUUACCAGCAGUACCAGCCAGUUAUCACAUUACAGAAGGGAUAUACAAUUCACUGGGACAGAACACCCCCUGAGGAGCUGACCAUAUGGCUUAUUAAUUUUGACAAACAUGACUGGAUUCAAGUUGGAUUGUGCUAUCCGAAAGGGACAACUUUUUCCAUACUGUCAGAUAUUCACAAUCGACUGAUAAAACAAACACAUAAGACAGGCAUCUUUCUGAGAACUCUCCAAGAAGACAAACUGGAGAGCUCCCAUCCUGGAAGAGGUUACUACUUUUGGGAUGAAGACACUGGGUUACUGUUCUUGAAACUGAAAGCCCAGAAUGAAAGAGAAAAGUAUGCAUUCUGUUCAGUUAAAGGGUGUGAGAGAAUAAAGAUCAAAGCUAUGAUCCCACCAGGCGCUGGAGUCGGUGAUUGUACAGACCAGGCCUAUCCAAAGUACGCUGAAGUGCCAGCAGUAGAAGUUCCUAUGCCAGCAAAGCUCUCAAGUGGAGAACUGAGCACCAAUGAACACUUCAUAGAAAUCAGACUGAAAUCUUAUAAGACACGAUUUUUUCAUAUAAAAGAUGAAAUUGCUUAUACUGAGAUUAAUAGGAAGACAUUCUACCAAUCAGAAGAUGGAAUCCAAAUGACUGUGGUUGAUGGAUACACUGGGGAUGUGACUGACAACAUAGAAUUCAGAAACUCUAUUCUGCAAGGCAUACCUGCACAAGUAGAAAACUAUGUAGCAAACAUUAAAAACAGCUCCAUAGUUUUGAUCACGUCAAAAGGAAAAAUCAUCACAAAGGGACAGUGGACAAGAAUUCUAGAAACACUAGGCGCAGAUAAUGGAGUCAAAUUAAAAGAUCAAUUGACCUUUGUUGGAUUUAAAGGAAGCUUUAAACCUAUUUGGGUGAAGCUAUUUACAGACGAGGAAGCUGCUAAGAUUCAUCUAGUGCUGCCAGUCCCAGUGACAAAGAUGAUGAAAUUGUGAAGAAGACCUGUACUUUCUAGAAUGUACUAUUGGAAAUGCCCAGACUGGAUAAAACCAGUGAAAAACACACUACUGAAUUUGCUUGAAAAGGGCAGAGUGCCACUAAUGCCUAUUGGACUGUGUAGAAACACUGUAGUAUCUGUGUUGUACAUGAAUGGUAACUGUUUUGUAAGUGUACUGAUAGUGAUCUUUGUAAAAAUUAUACUUGACAAAACAUUCCUUAUGAGAAACAUGAGUGAUGAUAGACAAUUUCACAUUCCAAUGCAUUUAUUUUCAACAAAUUAUGGUUCUUCCUAUCAGUGUUCUGGAGCAGUACUUGAGUUUUUAAAUUUCUAGUACAGUAAUAUCUCUUGAAAUGUUAAUUUAAUAACAUGUUUGACUGAGAAAAAUAGAACAGAAGUUGUUACACUCCAACUUCAUUGGUUUACUGCUUGCCACAUUAGUGACUGAUGUACCUGUACAAAACUGCUACAUGCUAUUGUUUUAGGUAGUCUGAGUUACUGCUCCCAAUAAUAUUUGUGGAAUUCAGACAUUUUAAAAUGCAGAUUAUAAUUUAUCUGUAGUACUCUUCGAUGGAUUCACCCUUAACCUAGAACAGUUAGCUUUUUUAAUUUUUAUUUGUAUCAGACAGGUGAGCAAGUCCUGGAAAAAGCAUAGCAGGGUUAUGAAUUAUGCACAUCAUAAAUCUCAAAACUGUCAUACAUUUUGUACUAAUGUCUAAAACCUCUGCAGUUUGUGUUCUACAGCUGCCUUCUCACCUUCUUCCCAUUUAAAUGAAUGCAGAUACGUUAAUAUUACUGUAGUAUAUUGGCAUUCUUUGUAAUACGUGCUGAGAAGAAAUGGUAAAGAUUUGAGGAACAAAUGAGAAAUGUGUUCUUUUACCGAAAUAGCUGGUCUUUUUUCGGAGAAAUAUGUUUUUGUUUUGUAUGUAAAAUGUGUUUGUAGUCGACACAAGAUGAAGAAAAGAUAUAUUUUCUAUUUAUUUAUUAUAAAGCACUAUAGAUUAAAGUUGUAAGGGACAGAGAGUUGUAAUGAAUUUUUGUAUUGUCCCAACUGUACAGAGAAUUUGCAAGAAAUUUAGCUAUUUUCACUUAACUACCACUAACACAUAAAAUAUAUCUCUUUACACAAUGUUGUCAGAUACUGAUAUUGUACUUUUACUGUUGGAUUACAUUUCAAAGUUGCAAAAUGAUCCACAGUCAAGGUACUGUAAUAUUUUUUUUAUUAUAAAUAAUGACUGACUGUUAAUUUUUUGGCUUAGUUUCAGACAUGUACGCAUAUGUAUGUAUGUAUGCAUGUAUACACUUACAUAUGCUUACAUGGUUUCAUGUGUCUGCCAGUAGACACAAAUCCACACAUGCAUAAUCUUGAACAUGUGAAGGCGUAAAGAUAAAUGUAUUGUAACUGUUCUGUGUUUACAUAGAAACAUUCCAUUUCUAAACCAUGCUUGAUGUUACAGUAUUACCCCCCAUUUUUCUAGUUAUUCAGACAUAUCAUAUUUUUUGCCAAAUGUUGAUAAAAUGACUAAAAUUUGCCACUAAAACAUUACUAAUUAAAAUGUAUAAAAUCUGUGCUUUAAUAUACACAGACCUUUUUUGAUUCUGAAAGUUAUGUGUGACUGUACUUCGGUCCAGUAGCAUCUACAUGCAUUUCUUUUGAGGAAUGGUAUACAAAAACUUCAUAAUACUCAAGAAAUGUAAUAUUUAAAAUGAGCUGUAUGUCUCAGAGGAUUAUAACGCUACUAUCCAGCAGACUGGAAUUGGUUGAGCAUUGGGAAUUCUGAACUGUGUGUGCAUGACCUUGUUUCCUACCUGCUGGGUCUUAUUUCAGUAUUAGAUUAAAAGACAGGUUUUAUAAUAGGAUUUUUGAGAUGUUUUUCAAUUGAUACUUUGGUUUUCAACUGACACCCUUAAAGACAGAGAUGCAUAACUGUCAUUUAACUGCUUCCUAUGUGACAAAAUCCUGCAAUAGUCGAUAUCAUAAAACAGUACAUCACAAUUCUUUGCAGGCAUUAGCUGAUGCACUAAUUGAGAUGGUACUUCAAAGUUUUUUAACUAGCCUUUUGUUUUGUAUUAUAUUUGUUUUCUUAGUUGUAUAUAAAAUGGAUGUUACUAUCCAUUGUUUGAUAAAAGCAGCUGUAUUCAAAACAGUGCCACUCUGAUGAUAUAUUUCUGAACAAGUUUGACUGGAUUUUUGUCAUGAAACCACUGAGUCUUCAGCUUAAAAAAUGUUUAUCUUAAAUGUUGAAGUUUUCUAUUAAAGUUGAAAGCAUGUUAUUAGAUAUUGCUGUUGUGGUUGGUAAUUUGAUAAAUAUUACUAUAUUGCUUGUUAUGUACACUUAUGAGGCAAACAUUCCAUGUACUGUGAAAGUUACCUUGCAUCACUGUUCUCAUUUAAGCUAAGAUGAGGAGAAAAACAUUUUUUUAAAGAAAUAGAAUUGAAAUAUUUUGCAAAUAUGUGUGACAUUCUACAUUCAGCUACAUUUCUUUAUAUAAAUAAAUACAGAUGGAUUAGCUAUAGUUUUCAGCAGUACUGAAAUCAGAAAUGUCAGUGCAUAGCAACAUAAUGUAAAGAGUUCUUGUAAAACACAGUGUUUUGUAAUUUAUUGUACAGCUAUUAACAAAGCCUUUAUUGUUAAGGACUUUUGCUUGCAGACAUCUGAUUUUGCGGUAAAUGGUUGUUCACAUUGCACAAUACAUUAUCAAUAAACAUUCAAUGCACUCUCA
Messenger RNA from Protopterus annectens (West African lungfish), 6954 nucleotides. It is a transcript of the gene CEMIP, whose product is annotated as cell migration inducing hyaluronidase 1. The record is from RefSeq and is a predicted model, not a curated record. Bases 167 to 4228 code for a protein of 1353 amino acids. Lineage: Eukaryota; Metazoa; Chordata; Ceratodontiformes; Protopteridae. The transcript has 29 exons.